AUGGGGCGCAGAAAGAUUGAGAUCAAAGCCAUCAAGGAUGACAGAAAUCGCUCUGUCACAUUCCUCAAGCGAAAAGGAGGUCUCUUCAAGAAGGCCCAUGAGCUCUCCGUCCUCUGCUCCGUCGACGUAGCCGUUUUCAUAUUCGGCAACAACAAGAAGCUAUACGAGUACUCGAAUGGUGACAUGCGAGAGUUGAUUACAAGAUAUACAUACCACGGCGGUCCUAAUGAGCACAAGGGCCCGGGCGACUUUCACGGCGGAGAGGAUGAUGACGAAGACGAUGGCGAGGGAACCCCUCCGAAUAUGCACGAGGGUUCGGUCGAGCCCCAGAUGAUCCCGCCUCACUACCAAGCUCAACCUCCGUUUCCUCACCUGAGGCAUGAUACCCCUUCGGCUUCACCCCCUAUCAAUGGCAUGGCUUUCGUGCAGAGGGGCCAUACACCGCAACCUCAGAUCGUGAGCCGUCCAUCCUCCAGAAAUGAUUUCCGGCGCCCUCCGAACAUGCCCCAACCAGGCGGUCCUACUGGGCCGCCACCCAACGGAUAUGCUUUCAUGCCUCACCCUGCUAUGUACAACCCUCAAAAUCAGCCCGGGAUGCAGCAUGGACCUCCGCCGCCCCCGCCAGGCCAGUACCAGUAUCCGCCUCACCAACAACCCCCUCACAUGCAGCAGUAUAUGCUUGACCAGCGCUCAUCUAUGCCACCGAACUACCCGCCGCAACCUCAGGGCCAUCAGCCGCCCCCGCAUCCACAGCCUUCUCCACCGCAGAUUCACCGUCAACCGCUGCCUCCUCGGCCGAUUUCCCAGAUGUCACCCCCGCAGCCGCCGCAUCAACAUCUGGAACACCCGCAGCAUGGUCUGGAACACCCACAGCAUGGUCUUGAACACCCACAGCAUGGUCUGGAACAUCCACAGCAUGGUAUGGAACACCCACAGCAUCGUCAGCAAACGCCACAGCCGCGACAACAAUCACCACCGCUCUCGCAACAGCAGCAAUCUCAAACCCAGCAUGUCCCCGAGGUGCAGCCACCUGCGCGUAAGGAACUCAAGCAAGAACCCCCAGAGAGACCCAGUCAAUCGCUUCUUGAUACUGCAUCUGCCAUCAAGAAAUUGCCCCAGGGGCGCAAGCAGCACAGCAUCUUUACUCCAAUUGACGAGAACCGAUCUAUCCUAUCUCGACACCUGGCUUCAUUCAAGGCGGAGCCCCAGAUACCGGAAGAGGGAAGCACCAGAUCGCAAUCUGUGGAUGUCGGUACAGUCUCACGGACAAGUGGAGCCUGUUCUCCCCCUCCUCCUCCACAGCGCUCAAAUACGUCCACUUUCCCAAAAUCUCGAAACUCCACAAAAAGAGUUCCCGAGACGACGUCCACGCCGCCAUCUCGGUCCAAUAGCUUCAAGAUAGGGAGUGGCGGCGGCACGAGACCCCGUCUAAAGGUGCAGAUUCCUGACGAGGCCUCUGAUGCCGGCAGCAAUACCGCCGAGUCGACGACCUCGCCUCGCAACACAGCAGAUGGGACAGCCCACCCAGCUCGCCGCAAUGGCGUGGAUGGACCCGGCGUGGUUCUGCCACCUCCUUCCCCUUCAGCUUCGGCUCUGUUAUCCGCGGGAGCCACUGGUCCACCCAACCCUUUCGCGCGACCGCCUCCCCAGUCGCAAAACAACAAUAUGAAUAUUGACACGCCGGUGUCUGCGCUCCCGUCCCGAUUUCUCAACAACGAGUUUCUCCCCAGUCCCAGCAGCUUCUAUCCGGAAUGGAACUUCAGGGGCAACGACAGCAACACUCUCCCAAGCCCUCUCAACUUCGCUACACCGGUGGCUAGUUCAGGACCCUCCUUUCUGAGAGACGACAAUGGGCCAGGUAGCAACAAGCGGAAGAGCCCCGAAAUGAACAAUGCCGGGCCUGGUUCCGAUGGACUGGAAAUCCAACCGCCCAAACGAAUCAAGGUCGACGGUUAG
This is a messenger RNA of Anthostomella pinea, 1956 nucleotides long. Lineage: Eukaryota; Fungi; Ascomycota; Sordariomycetes; Xylariales; Xylariaceae. The record is from the annotation of a GenBank genome assembly.